UCGGAACCGGUGUGGUUGCGGUGCGUGAGAUAUCAGAGCCAAAAGAAGUUCGGUUGUUCGUCGUGCGGUUGCUGCCAUCAUCGUCGUGUAUCGAUUGGCGUGUCUGAAUUUCGGCGUGCGACUCCGCGUGGUUGUGUUAUCAGUCAAUAUUCGAAGCCCAGCAAUUCCGGACUCCGGCGUGUAGAGUUAAUGAGUAUGUGCUGUUUGGUGGGGAUCUGUUCGUCCGUUCAUUCAGUCCCGAGUGCUCUACUAUGCACGGGCCCUCGGUGUGUGUAGGCUGUUUGUUUGGCGCAGAAGUGCUGUUCGAGUCAUUAAGCCAAAUAAAUUGCUUUGUAAGUGGCAGUGUUUGAUCUUCCGUUGGAGAUAGUGGGAAGGCAUGACUUCCUCUUGUGCUGUGCUUUAGGAAGCCACUGAAGUUGGUACACAUUGCUGAUGCUGCCGUUGUUGGUGUCGGAUGAUUGGCUUCGUUAUCUGAUUAUGCUGAAUGAGGUUUCAUUAGCCGCUAUUGGAGAUUCUGAUUUUCAUUUAUUGACGCGGCACCGUAUGAAUCUGGAAAGGGAAAGUAAUAAUUUCGGCCCAAAGCAAGCACUUCUGUUGUGAUCAUAACGAGUCAGCGCAGCAGGAUGCUGUCCGCGAGUGGAAAUUCCAAACAAAUAAUUGCUAAUCAGGCAAAAGUGUGAAAAUUUCGCUCCUACCGGCGGAAUUGUGUUAUUACAGCUCGUAAUUCUUUCGCACCCGCCCCGACGGUCAUAAUCAGUGAAUGAAAUUAUCGAAAAUAUUCAAUUACCGAAACAAAAUCAUAACAACAACCAAAGUGUAGAUUUUAAUGUGCCGAGUGCUAAAAUGGCCAGUGCCAGUGCCAGGUUUCGGUCCCUCGGUUCGCCCCCAGCACGGAGAAUGUUGACUCUGGCGGCGGUGGCGACGACGGUGCUGCUCUUGCUGGAUCUGGCCGGCCAGUCGCUAUGUGAACCGUACGGUGGCGGCGGUGGACACUAUGGACUCAACGGAGAAACACGCUGCCCCCGGCUUUGCUCCUGCACCGGACAGACGGUCGACUGCUCGCACCGAGGGCUGACGCAGGUGCCGAGGAAGAUCCCCCUGGAUACCGAUAGACUCGACCUCCAGGGCAACAACAUCACCGUCAUCUACGAAUCGGAUUUCCAGAGCCUGUCAAAGCUUCGAAUAUUGCAGCUAACAGACAACCAGAUUUAUACGAUAGAAAAAGAUGCGUUGAUUGAUCUCAUUUCGCUGGAACGAUUACGACUUAAUAGCAAUCGCUUAAAAUCAAUACCAGAUAAUUUUUUAUCAAGCGCUGCUAAUUUAUUACGAUUAGAUCUAUCGCACAAUGCCCUCGCCGCCAUCCCGAAGCGAGCGUUCAAAGGCGCCACUUCACUGCGGAGCCUCCAAUUGGACAAUAAUCAAAUUACUUGUCUGGACGAGCACGCUAUCAAAGGACUGGCGGAGCUGGAGAUACUGACGCUCAAUAACAACAACGUCACGGCGCUCCCGCGCGACAUGUUCUCCGGAAUGCCCCGCCUGCGGGCGUUGCGCCUUUCCGAGAAUCCGUUCGCGUGCGAUUGUCAUCUGUCUUGGUUGGCACGAUAUCUGAAGAACGCACCGCGCCUGGCCCCGUACACGCGAUGCCACUCGCCCAGCCAGCUCAAGGGCCAAAACGUGGCGGAUCUGCACGAACAGGAGUUCAAGUGCUCAGGUCUCACCGAGAACGCUCCCAUGGAAUGUGGCGGAAGGAGUCUCUGCCCCCAUCCGUGUCGUUGUGCCGACGGCAUUGUUGAUUGUCGCGAAAAAAGUUUGACCACCGUCCCUGCCACCCUGCCGGAAGACACAACCGAACUGCGGCUGGAGCAAAAUUACAUCACGGAAAUCCCUCCGAAAGCGUUCGCGAACCACCGCCGGCUCAAGCGGAUAGACCUUUCAAACAACAACAUUUCGCGGGUUGCGUACGAUGCCUUCAGUGGCCUGAAAUCGCUCACAUCGCUUGUCCUUUAUGGUAAUAAAAUCAAAGAUUUGCCGGCGAGUGUUUUCAAGGGAUUAACAUCGCUGCAGUUGCUACUGUUGAACGCGAACGAAAUCACGUGCGUACGGAAGGAUGCUUUCAAGGACCUCCAGAAUCUGAGCUUGUUAUCGUUGUAUGACAACAACAUCCAGAGCAUGGCCAACGGUACCUUCGACUCGCUGAAGAGCAUCCAAACUUUGCACUUGGCACGUAAUCCCUUCAUUUGCGAUUGUAAUCUGCGAUGGCUUGGCGACUAUUUGCAUCAAAACCCAAUCGAAACCAGCGGAGCCCGUUGUGAUUCGCCGAAGCGCAUGCAGCGUCGCCGGAUCGAGGCGCUGAAGGACGAAAAGUUUAAAUGCACGGAAGACUACAGUAAAAUUAAAUACGCAGGGGAGUGCCGAAUGGAUCAGGAAUGUCCGGCUGACUGUCACUGCGACAGAACCACCGUAGAUUGCUCAGCUCGUGGACUGAAGGAAAUACCUCGGGAUAUCCCACUUUAUACAACGGAACUGAUACUGAACGACAACGAAUUGACCGGCGUUCGGUCGGAUGGUCUAUUUGGACGGCUGCCGAACUUAGUUAAGCUGGAUCUUCGACGAAAUCAGAUUGCAAAUAUUGAACCGAACGCAUUCGAAGGGGCGACCAGAAUUCAGGAGUUGUACAUGAGCGAAAAUAAAAUCGUUGAAGUGCACAACAAGAUGUUCCUAGGACUGCAUCAGUUAAAGACAUUAUCGCUUUAUGAUAAUCUCAUAAGCUGUGUGAUGCCCGGAUCCUUCGAUUUUCUUGCUUCGUUAACUCAACUGAACCUCGCCUCGAACCCGUUCCGUUGUAACUGCCAUCUGGGUUGGUUCUCAGAUUGGCUCCGCAAGAAGCAACUUGGUGGACCUCCGGCACGUUGUGCCUCGCCGGCCAAGGUUCGCGACGUCCCCGUUAAGGAUUUGCCCCACUUUGAGUUCAAGUGCACCUCCGAAGCGGAUCAGGGAUGCCUCGGGGAAGGCUAUUGUCCACCAUCGUGCACCUGUACCGGAACGGUGGUACGCUGCUCGCGAAACAAACUGAAAGAAAUCCCCAAAUCUAUUCCGUCCGAAACGACCGAACUGUAUUUGGAGUCGAACGAAAUCUCAAUGGUGCAUACGAAUCGAAUCAGUCAUCUGAAGUCACUGACGCGAUUGGACUUGAGUAACAACAAGAUAGGAAUCCUCUCAAACCACACAUUUGCCAAUCUGAGCCGACUUUCGACGCUCAUCAUCAGUUAUAACAACCUUCAAUGCAUUCAGCAAUAUGCUCUCGCAGGACUGAAACACUUGAAGGUACUCUCUUUACAUGGAAACCACAUCUCUAUGAUUCCUGAUGGCACCUUUGCGGAUCUCCAAUCGAUCACCCAUAUCGCCCUCGGAAGCAAUCCUCUCUACUGUGACUGUUCCCUGAAAUGGCUAUCGGAAUGGGUAAAACGAGAUUAUGUUGAACCAGGAAUCGCACGUUGUGCUGAACCGGAACUGAUGAAGGACAAACUCAUCCUGUCCACACCGGCGAGUCAGUUCGUGUGCAAAGGGAAGGUUAGCAACGAGAUUCUAUCAAAGUGCGACGCUUGCUACACAUUCCCAUGCAAGAACAACGCGGUCUGCAAGCCGCUACCCGAGCGUCAAUACGAGUGCCAGUGUCCCCCGGGUUAUCACGGAGCGCACUGCGAAUUUAUGAUCGAUGCCUGCUAUGGCAAUCCAUGCAGAAAUAAUGGAACGUGCACGGUUCUAGAGGAGGGACGGUUCAGCUGUCAGUGCGUAUCUGGCUUUUCUGGUGCCAGAUGUGAAAUCAACAUCGAUGACUGCACCGGCCACAAAUGCCAGAAUAAUGCCACAUGCGUGGACGGUGUUAACUCAUACAGUUGUUCCUGUGUUCCGGGUUACACUGGCCAGUUCUGCGACUCAAAGAUUGAGUUUUGCGGGAAGGAUUUCAACCCAUGCCAGAAUGGCGCCAAAUGCGUCGACCAUUCAACUCACUACAGCUGUGAAUGUGUACCGGGAUAUCGAGGUCUUAAUUGUUCGGAAAAUAUUGACGAUUGCGUCAAUCACAUGUGCCAGAAUGGGGGCACCUGUGUCGAUGGUAUCAAUGACUACUUUUGCAAAUGCCCCUCUGAGUUUACUGGAAAGUUCUGCGAAGGAACUCCGAUGGUGGCCAUGCUCUAUCCUCAGACGUCACCUUGUCAACAACACGAAUGCAAAUUUGGUGUUUGUUUCCAACCGAAUCCGUCAAGUGCUGACUACGUUUGCAAAUGCAGCCCAGGCUAUUCCGGAAAACGGUGCGAGUAUCUGACCAGUUUGACAUUCCUCCAUAACAAUUCAUUCGUAGAAUUGGAGCCGCUACGCACAAAACCAGAGGCGAAUGUGACUAUCGUCUUCAGUAGUACGCAACAGAACGGAGUGUUGAUGUAUGACGGUAACAAUGACCACUUGGCGGUUGAGUUGUUCAACGGUAGAAUAAGAGUCAGUUACGACGUCGGAAACUAUCCCGUUUCCACGAUGUAUAGCUUCGAGAUGGUAGCCGAUGGGAAAUAUCACAUGGUAGAGCUGUUAGCUAUCAAGAAGAACUUUACGCUUCGUGUGGAUCGAGGUUUAGCUCGAUCGAUUAUCAACGAGGGAUCGAAGGAAUAUCUCAAGCUGACGACUCCCAUGUUCCUCGGAGGACUAUCGCCGGAACCAGGCCAGCAAGCUUACAAGUUGUGGCAUCUCCGGAACCUAACCAGCUUCAAGGGAUGCAUGAAAGAGGUUUGGAUCAACCACAAGCAAGUCGAUUUCCUGAAUGCCGCUCGCCAGCAAAAGGUAACACCGGGUUGCGCUUUGCUCGAUGCUGAGAAUGACGGUGAAAUGGAGGAGGAUUUCAUGCAGGAGACGCCGAUGAUUCUGAAGGAGGUGGACCCAUGCGACAAUCACCAGUGUAAGAGAGGCGGCAAAUGCAUACCGAACGGUCGAGGCGGCUACUCGUGCAAAUGUAAAAACGGGGCCAAGGGCAAAUUCUGCGACCAAGGUGAGGGCACUGUAUCGGUUGUCGUCGACGAGGACCCGUUUAAAGCUCCCUCUUCCGCGGGAUCGUCCACGUGUCGGAAGGAGCAAGUCAGAGAGUACUACACCGAAAACGACUGCCGCUCCAGGCAACCACUCAAGUACGCAAAAUGCAUCGGCGGAUGCGGAAAUCAGUGCUGCGCCGCCAAAGUCGUACGACGGAGAAAAGUACGCAUGGUGUGCAGCAACAAUACCAAAUACAUUAAGCACCUGGACAUCGUGCGCAAAUGCCAUUGUACAAAGAAAUGCUACUGACUGCAAGACGCGACUACCCGAACAACAUCAAUAGUAAUAACAACACCAAUACCAGCAGCAGUGCAAGUAGCAGCAUUCGAUAGUGUAGGAUUAGAAUCAACUAGGUUAGGCGAUAGAGUAAGCAGAAACGUUAGUUCUAGUGAGAAAUGGGUCAAUUUCGAGACCGACUUUGAUGAGGACGAGAUGAUGCAGAAUGACGAUGCGGGGGUGGUGGGUGAAACGACGCUGGACGAAACCAGCGAACCGAUGGAUGACUUCCAGAAGAUUAUGAAGCAACUGCAACAGUUGCAGACGAAGCCGUUAUUUACGCAAGAGGAAGACGAAGAAGUCAAAGAAGAUGAUGAUCUUUUCGAUGAUGAGGAAAAUUAUGAAGACAUCCAUUCUUUGAUCCAAAAGCAAAAGCUAAACGACGAGGAUAGCAAAAAGAAAGUGUUUGACGAUGAAGACGAUGACUAUUAUGAUGACUACAGCGAUGAAGAGUUCGAUGGAAAGAAAAGUGAGCAGAAACCAUCAGUAAGUUCGUCAUCGGACAGUAAAAAUGUGAUGCAAGAUUUCAUAAAGGGUAAGACGGCGACGCAUCGUUUCAAGUCGCGUUUCGACGAUUUUGCUGACGAAGGCGAAGAGUUGUUAUCGUCUGGUAGCCGUAAGCUGCGGAAGAAUGACUCAAUUAAGGUAAUCUCAACGCCGAAUGGAAAGGUGGGAAUUGUAUAUAAAGUAGAACCAAAAUCUGCUGAAGAUGAUAAGACAAAGAAGUCCAACGAGAGCCAAAGUGGAGGAGCGUUUGAAGUUCAUCAAAAAAUUACGCCGGUAAUGACGGCCGAUGGUAAAGUGGCUCUUCUGUACCGUGGUGCCUCGGAUAACAGCGAAUCGUUCCGGAACAAGUAUGAACCCAUUACCGAUAAGGACAUCCUGACACAACUGAUCGACAAUAAUAACAAGAGUACUACUAGUAGCAGUAGCAGUAAUGUUCACAACAGUAUUAAAAAUAUUACCACAAAAAAUAGUAUUUAUAAUAGUAAUUACGAUAGUUAUGAUAGUUUUAAUAGAAACAGCAACAAUGUGAUCAUAGACCCGGCGACGAUCGAAUCUGAUUCGGUCGACAGCUCCGUCAACAAUAGGCAUCUAACUAGCGGGCUCAAACCGGAACCCGUGUCUCACGAACCGAUUUUGUCACACGUGACGGAUCAACAAAGUACUUUUACUACUACUGCCACUAUGACUACUACCAAUACUACUACAACGACGGCGUUACUCUCUCGUCUAGAGGAUGACACGCUGAACCCAAGUCCAGAUGAAACUGACCAGCAAGAACGCCAAGAGAACACCCUUCAGAUCAAUCGUCCUCUGUCGGAGGUUUUAGGAAUUAAGAAAAACUUGUACCUAGACGCUAGUGUAAAAAUACCAAAUAUAGAAACGUCAACCCAUAAAAUGAGAAUUACCAACAGUAACAACCUCCUAUCGUCAUUACUAAGUAGCAUCAAUGGCAACGACAAUGGCACCAGUUCCAACAGGAUUGUUAGCAACUAUGUCAACAGAAACUUCCGAAACAAUGCCAACAUCGAAUACGAGGACAGAUUGUCCUCAGGAGAUCGGAGGGGCUACAGUGUCAACGGAUACAGCCAGUCUCGAUUCUCUAUCAAUCGCCGAACCACGCCGCCGUUACCGCCUCGCAUCAUCAAAGAAGAAAGCGAGGAAGACUGGAGCAACGACAACUCGGUCCCAGAGGUGAUAAAUUUGGCCAUAAUUCCAGCUUUCGAGCAUGAAAUAGAGGAGAAGUAUCUGCGGCCACAUGGCGAUGACCACUAUCACAGACGACAUAAGCACCACUACAACAACGUGGCCCCGGGUCAUCCCACCGUGCACUGUGCCAUGCAAGUCAUCGUGGCCUGUGUUGUAUUAGGAACGUUCUUCGGCAUAGCUGGGGCAUUUUUUCGAUCAAGGAUCAUCGACCAAAUUCGAGUACUCUAUUGGUAGAAUUUGCACGGUAUUCGGUUGAGAAUGAACCCCCCAAGCAAUGGUACUAAACGGAAUUAUCAGAACUAUGUCUACCGGCUGCACAACCAACUGAUGGGUAGCUAGUAGAAUGUAUCUCAAUUGAAUACCACAAUAGCAACCAUCUCAAGCUAAUACUAGAGAGCUUAAUCCUAAACCGUAAGAUACAAAGAUUUGACUGUGUGGUGGUACUUUGUCGUGUUGAAUGUCGUAGUUUACUUGAGGGAUCCAAUAAUCGCGAAAAAAUGGGAGUAAGACUUUCAGUUUUCCGAGAGCAAAGCAUGUUUCAUGAUUGCAUAAAACGUAGUGCGCCUUUUUCAAGUCGAUAUAGAGGAUCUAUACAUAAUACUCCGGCUUUGGUCUCAGAUAAAUAAAAGUCAUAACAUCAAUUUUUCGUACUGUACAUGAUCUCCAUCAAGUUAGUUAUUGAUACACUGGAUACAAUAGCUGAACCUUAUUGGCGUUGAACGGAUCACCCCAAACUGAAUGUGUAAAAUAAUAGAAUAUGAAGUGUCUGUAAGGCAUACAACAAACCGAUUCAUCCAACCAACGACAGUCGAUAGUCCUGCUUCUGUUAUUUCAUUAUUGAAAUCGGAAAACGACAUGGUUGAUUUAUCAAAAAAUACAAUUGUUAUAUAGCUAGUAUUAAAACUAAUUUAUUGGAACAAAACAAAACGUCUCCUAUGUCAAUAAUUGUAAAAUAUUUUUGUACAUCUCACUUGCCAUUCAAUUUCACGUUACAUUAUCACAAACUCAUCAGAACAAAAAGAUGCAUCAUCUGUAACGAUAGCCAUGUUUCAAUUGAACAUAACAUGAUGAAAACAAAAUGGAAAAAAUGAACACACAACACAAAAAGGGUAGUCGCGCGAAAAAAAGCAAAACGUUAUUUUUAUCGAAAUCAAGAGAUAGAAAUUGAACGAGCAUUUAUUUAAGUGAUAGGAUACGGAUAGUAAACUGUUUUUUAAUUGGAAUAGCAGAAUGGAGGAAUGUCGAUGCGAGAUGCUGAAACACAUUGCAUUCAAGAAACAUGACGAAGAACGAACGAACAAACAAAAAAAAAAAUGUAAAUCUUGCCUUUUUCAAAACGAAGAAAAUUUGAUAGAAACGAACGAUUAUCCAACAGAACGGUUUAUCAAGGAGGUAAAAUAUUAUCAAGCAAAUAUUUUUUAAAUGCUGAAGUAUCAGUAACACGCAGGCAUAUAAAUUGGAAGGUAUAUUUUAUUAACAGUGCAAAAUCGUAGCUAAUGAAAAAUCCUGUUGAUUAGUUUUGGCAGAGAGUAUUUAUUAUCAUUAUAAUCCUGAUUUUAGUUAUUACCUGAAAAAAAAUCUUAUACUCAUCUAAUUACUACAGAGAGGUGUCUCCCAAUGUAUCCCGUAGACUACGUAACAUCGUUACAAAACCAUAGUAAACAAAUUAAGUAAUUAAGAAGGGGUUUGCAUGGCCUCACCGAGCGCGCUGCUGGCGGAGAACUACAUUAAACACUGCAACUUUUAAUCGACUGUACUCAGAUGUAUUUCCACCAUACUAUUCAAAGCCUCUCAAUUCUGUAUCCUUUACAACCAUCAUCGUCAUAAUCAUUUCCCCCCUCUAGAUCAAACCAAAACCAGCCCAGAGCAGAGAUAUAAGACAAUGCAGAAGAAAUAACAAUCGAACGAUGUAUUGAUGGUCUACCAAAAUGGAGUUACUUUACCAUAUGUGGAUGUUAAUAAACGGCUAAAUAUAUUUAUAUUUUUCCUUUUAGUACGCGAGAUUUCAUUCAUUUUUGGACUGCAAUCGAUUGUAUGAAUGUUGCCAUUGAUAAGCAUUUUCUUUAAAAUUUCAAGAUUGAGCUUUAUGUUAACCUGUUUGUUACAAAACGUAUAAAAUAACUGAAUUUGCUCUUUUUAAAUUAUCGAAAUCGAAUAUUAUUUUAUUUACCCCCAUGUAUUAUAAAGAAUAGCAGCUAAAAUAUACUGUCUCAUACAGAAAUUUUAUUUAA
Molecule: messenger RNA, 9296 nt
Organism: Armigeres subalbatus
Lineage: Eukaryota; Metazoa; Arthropoda; Insecta; Diptera; Culicidae
Gene: sli
Product: protein slit
Exons: 20
Biological process (GO): axon guidance
Molecular function (GO): heparin binding; calcium ion binding; Roundabout binding
Source: RefSeq, a predicted model, not a curated record